This is a messenger RNA of Penicillium soppii, 1494 nucleotides long. Its product is annotated as bestrophin family protein. NCBI's taxonomy places the organism in Eukaryota, Fungi, Ascomycota, Eurotiomycetes, Eurotiales, Aspergillaceae. The transcript is spliced from 7 exons. Gene Ontology annotation, molecular function: chloride channel activity. Bases 1 to 1494 code for a protein of 497 amino acids. The record is from RefSeq and is a predicted model, not a curated record.
AUGACCGACGGGCACAGUGCCCCUCCCGCCGACGCUCCGGCUCCCCCUGCAGCAGCUGAUACUGCUGCCGCACCCGUUCCCGCCGACGUCCGCUCGCAACCUGCUCAUCAUGCUUCAGCCCCGACCUAUCACAAGGAGCAGGACUCCUCUGUAGGCCGUAUCACUCCGCGACCGACUUUUUUGGAGCAUUUGGCUACCUCGCGAGACUCGCAAUUCCAUCUUGAUCGAAGGGAUUCGAGUGAAUUAGAUCGAUACUUUCAUGGCCCCCGUAAUAUGGAAAAACACUCAAAAUGGCCCAUCAUGAUGCGGAUGCACGGUAGUGUCAUGCCAAAGAUGAUCUUGCCGAUUAUCACUGUGGCUGCUUGGUCGACUGCUGUCACUAUCUUUUCGAAGCGUGUUCAUAACCUUGGUAUCAACAAUAUCCUACUCACCGUGUUAGGUUUCGUGGUGGGUUUGGCUUUGUCCUUCCGCAGUUCUACUGCAUAUGAAAGAUGGGCAGACGGACGCAAGUACUGGGCUCAGCUCAUUCAAACGUCCCGCAACCUGUCGCGUAUCAUUUGGAUCAACACCGGCGAAAGAGAAGGAGAGAACGGCAAGGAAGAUAUCCUGAGAAAACUAUCUGCGAUGAACCUUAUUUUGGCCUUUGCCGUCGCUCUCAAGCACAAGCUCCGCUUCGAGCCGGAUAUCGCUUACGAAGAUCUGGCUGGCCUGGCUGGACAUCUGGACACAUUUGCACGUGAUGCUCAUGACCGCAUGGUUGUCAACCCCCCGUCCAAGAGUAUCUGGAAAUCGGCUGGCGAGUAUCUUGGAGUGUCUUUCGCGGAGUCGAACCCUCGCAAAUAUGUCAAGCGGUCUAAGAAGCCUUUGGGACAUCUUCCUCUGGAGAUCCUCAACCAUUUAUCCGCGUACAUUGAUUCGUGUGUUGCCAACGGGACCAUGGCGUCAACACUGCAUCAAGGACAAGCCAUCACCAUGAUGGCUACACUCAACGAGGUUUUGACGGGAACGGAGCGUGUCCUCGAUACCCCCUUACCCACCGCAUACAGCAUUGCCAUUGCCCAGAUCUCAUGGAUCUAUAUUCUAGUACUUCCAUUCCAGCUCUACAAUGCUCUAGAAUAUAUAACCAUUCCCGCCUCAAUUGUGGCUGCCUACAUUAUCCUUGGCUUGGCCACAAUUGGUAGCGAAAUUGAGAAUCCUUUUGGUCAAGAUGUGAACGAUCUUCCUCUGGACACCUACUGUCGUCAAAUUGCUGUGGAAAUCGAUAUUAUGACCGCCACCCCCCGGCCGAACGUCGAUGACUUCAUGUCACGUGCAGACAACCUCGUUCUAUUCCCCCUCAGUCAAUCAGGAUACCCUGAUUGGAAGGAGCGAAGCGUUGAAGAUAUCCGUGGGGCGCUCAGAACCAAGGUGAUUAUUGGUCCGUCAACCGCAGGUUCAGACGCUUCGACAAUCGUGGAGAAUAUCUCCACCAAGUCUACUGGAUCAUCUGUUUAG